Messenger RNA from Serendipita indica DSM 11827, 1524 nucleotides. The record is from the annotation of a GenBank genome assembly. NCBI's taxonomy places the organism in Eukaryota, Fungi, Basidiomycota, Agaricomycetes, Sebacinales, Serendipitaceae.
AUGGCAAACCAGGCCAGUACCUCACGCCGGUCACAAGGCAAGCCUAGAGAUGCCGACGUGCCGACGUUUUGCACCUGGCCAGCCCAUCCAGAGCGAGAAAACGAACAAAAACCCCAGGGGAAACACACAGGAGAGCAGGAAAUCUCAGAACGCGCACGAUACGAGCAAUCAUCCUUUGCGCCCUCGACAAUCUUUGGAUCGGGCUCUGUCUCGGGCCGCACCCGCUACACUCGCGACGCACACUCGACGGCCUAUACUGCAACAAAUCAGAGUGAACGUGGGGGAAGAGAAGACAUGGCGAGUGUAUAUUCCUAUAAUAGUAGCCGCGACGCCUCGCAAUUCGUUAAAGAAGUCCACGGAAGGAUGUUUAAUAGUCUCAAUGAAGCAUACCUACUACCUUCUGACGAAAAGGAGUGGGGGAGACUAGAUAAACAGGGCUCGGCAAUGACAGUCUCCUUUGACGGACACCUGUAUCCCUGCGCAGACGUCGUUGAAGCCAUUCUGGACCCCUCGACGCCAGGGGAGAAGAGAAUAUUAGACCUAGGCUGCGGCACAGGCGGAUGGGCAAUUGACAUGGCGACCAAGUUUCCUCAUGCAGUCGUCACUGGCGUCGACGUCGCGCCUACACCGCUCGACAUGGAUACCCUCCCACCAAACCUCUCUUUUGAAAUUGACGACGUAAACCUCGGUCUUGAACACUUUCAUAACCAAUUCGACCUCGUUCAUAUGCGAUGCGUCAUGGGUGGGAUCACUGACAUGGACAAAACGCUCCGCGACAUUCAACUCUGUCUAAAACCGGGCGGUAUAUUGAUCGUGAUUGAUGGUGACCAAUAUCUUUACGAAGACAAGCAACGCUUUUUCAAGAUUGCGAGUGUGCCUGGUGAUCGAGAGGGUGGUCUGGCCGAUCCGAACGGGUCGUGGUUGUGUCGGAUGAUCUGGGAGGCAUGCGAGGCGUGCGUUAUGGCAGGGUCAGGCAUGCCACGCUCGCGCGAAAUCAUCGAGCUUGGCCUAUGGGAUUCAGACUUAUGCGACCCGGUGACUGCCUCGGCGGGCUGUGUAUUCUUCCCUAUUGGCCCAUGGGCUCGAGCCGAGACCCAAAUGCUACAAUAUGUCGGCGUGCUCAUGCGCCAAGUCUUUCUAAACAUCCAUCGUGCAUAUCAUGGCAUCUUGCGUAAACACGGUGUACCGCAAGCGACGCUCGAUCAGUGGUCAAAGCUGGUAGACAUCGAGUUGAACCAGUCGAUACGUAAACUGUGGGUGCGCUUCAUGUACUGCUGCGCACGACGUCGAAGCCCAGAUGGCGGUCCCGCGCCGCCUCUGCCCGUUCCUUCGCCACCAGUCAACAAUGACCCAUCUCAGACAAGAGAGGGAAGACCGAGCGGAGAGGAGAUUGUAUAUCCGGAAAAGGAGAUUUAUACCUCGCCCGAGCAGGCGAGAGCCAAGCGCGAACAGCGACUUGCCACAAUGGGGUUCGUGCCGUCGUCGGUCGCGAGGACUUCGUUUGCGGCUAUGAACCAAAUUUAA